AUGGACUCCUUUCCCGCUGAAUCCGACUUUGACGGUGGCCCAGAGUACGAUACCCCCGAUGUUUCGUUGUCUUUGGACCCCACCGUCAUCAACACGUCCGCAGAUGGCGCGGAUCUCCAGGACCCCACCUCCAUCGUCACCAAGACAAGACGGCCCCAGGUGAAGCUCACAGGCGAAAAACUCUGCUCUCCCAAGGGUCUGCCGUACGUAGCGCGAAAUGCUCGCAAGCACAUCCGCAUCUCCAAGCGCAAAAGCCCCUACGACAACCUCUGCAACGUCAUGCAGUUCUACCAGCUCUGGGCACACGACCUCUUUCCCAAGGCCAAAUUUGGCGACUUUGUCGCGAUGUGUAACACCCUAGCCAAGACCGACAAGGAUCUGCGAGCGUAUCGGAUCCAGCUGGUCCGUGAAGAGCUGGGUUUGUUCACCGCGGGCGAAGAAGACGCGGCUGACUUUAACGACCCAACCAAUCCAACCCCAGCUGCCGGCGCGACUCCAGAACCAGCCCGUGAUGCCACACCAAAUGCACCAUCGCUGUUUGUGGCAAACGACGACGCAAACGAAGACAGUAGCGAUGAAGACCUUUACACUUUACCGGGCUCCCGCACGGCGCCUGAUGCCGAUGAAGAGCUUGAGCUUCUACGGGAAGCCGAAGGUCUUUUGGACAUGCAACCCUCGCAUGAUGGUCGCCAUUUGUCGUCACGUGCAGGUAGUGUGGCGGCUCAUGCUACAGAACCCACCCAGACCGUCUUAGCAGACGACGGUGCCGAAGAUGAGGAUGAGCUGGCACUCAUGCGUGAGAUGGGACUAUAA
Lachancea fermentati is the source of this 813-nucleotide messenger RNA. NCBI's taxonomy places the organism in Eukaryota, Fungi, Ascomycota, Saccharomycetes, Saccharomycetales, Saccharomycetaceae. The record is from the annotation of a GenBank genome assembly.